Phyllostomus hastatus (greater spear-nosed bat) is the source of this 1029-nucleotide messenger RNA. RefSeq names its product CD207 molecule (gene CD207). Lineage: Eukaryota; Metazoa; Chordata; Mammalia; Chiroptera; Phyllostomidae. Bases 1 to 987 code for a protein of 328 amino acids. The record is from RefSeq and is a predicted model, not a curated record. The transcript has 6 exons.
AUGAAGGCUGCAGAGAGUGAGGUCCCUGACGCGCACUUCACUGUAGACAAACAGAAUAUCUCCCUCUGGCCCCGAGAGCCUUCCCCCAAGAUGGGUUCAUCUCUGGUUUCGAGGAAGCAUUGCUCAGUCCGUGCUGCAGUCAUCAUCCUGACGCUGGUCCUGCUCGCCUCUGUUCUGCUGCAGGCCAUUCUCUAUCCCUGGUUUAUGAGCACACUGUCAGAUGUAAAGAACAAUGCCCAGUUGCUGGAAGGUCGUGUGGAUAACAUCAGCACCUUGAGUUCUGAAAUUAAGAGGAACAGAGGCAGCGUGGAAGCAGCUGGCAUUCAGGUCCAGAUGGUGAAUGCUAGCCUGGAUCAUGUGCAUGCUCAGAUCCAGAAGUUGGAAACUGGUAUGAAGGAAGCCGAUGCACAAAUCCAGAUGUUAACAAGAAGUUGGGAGGAAGUCUAUAAUUUAAAUGCUCAAAUCCCAGAGUUAAAGAUAGAUUUGGAUAAAGCCAGUGCUUUAAAUGCAAAGGUCCGUGGACUCCAGAGCAGUUUGGAAAAUAUCAACAAGUUGCUCAAACAGCAAAAUGACAUUCUACAGGCGGUUUCUCAAGGCUGGAAGUAUUUCAGGGGGAACUUCUAUUACUUUUCCCGUGUCCCAAAGACCUGGUAUAGCGCCCAGCAGUUCUGCAUGUCCAGGAAUUCACACCUGACCUCCGUGACCUCAGAGAGCGAACAGGAGUUUCUGUACCGGACAGCAGGUGGACUCUUCUACUGGAUCGGCCUGACCAAAGGGAGUGAGGGGGUCUGGCACUGGGUAGAUGACACUCCAUUCAACAAGGUCCAGAGUGUGAAGUUCUGGAUUCCUGGUGAGCCCAACAAUACUGGGAACAAUGAACACUGUGUCCAUAUAAAGAUGUCCUCACUUCAGUCAUGGAAUGAUGUUUCCUGUGACAAGCAGUACCUUUUCAUCUGCAAACGUCCCUAUGUCCCAUCAGAACUAUGAUAGGACUGGCUUCCAACCUGACACUUGGAGCUCCAGUGUGUG